AACAUCGAAAUGGCAUUCUCCUCCUCCCUUGGUGGUCACGCCACAAAGUUUGUUACAUUCUUGAAGGGGUGCCCAGAGCUUCGGUGUGUGGCGAAUGUAGAGCUGAACGCCCGGCGGUUGGAGCGGGCUGCUGCAGCCUCGCAUUUUCAUUAGAUGUAGUCCGUGGGAUUGCGGGAGGUGCAGGAAGUUUGACAGCGGCAGGAUUGCAAACAACAUUUGUGGAAAAUAAACCAUCUCCCUGCGAGCACACAGCCUGUUCGGGAGCAACGCUGUCCCUAGUGCGACCAGCGGCAGCCACGGACCAUGUCAGAGCACCGGCUGAUGGUGGAGGAACUCAACGAGCUUCUAGCAAACGACAGUGGCUUUUACAGCCUCCCAGCCCAGCACUGCAAUGAAGUUUACUCCAGGAUAUAUGUGGGCAAUGCAUUUGUUGCACAAAAUCUUAUGAGGUUAGAGCGAUUGGGGAUAACACAUGUGUUGAACAGUGCAGAAGGCAACUCAUUCAUGCACGUUAACACCAGUGCGGAGUUCUAUGCAGGUUCAGGGAUAACGUACCAUGGAAUUAGAGCCAACGACACAGAAGCAUUUGACCUGAGUGCAUAUUUUGAAGAAGCUGCUGAUUUCAUUGACAAGGCCUUGGCGCAAAAGGAUGGGCGAGUGUUUGUGCAUUGCCGUGAAGGAUACAGUCGUUCGCCUACUCUUGUAAUUGCUUAUCUCAUGCUGCGACACAAAAUGGAUGUCAAAACGGCUCUGAUAACCAUCCGUCAGAAAAGGGAGAUUGGGCCAAAUGAUGGAUUCUUGCGUCAACUCUGUCAAUUAAAUGAAAAACUAGUUAAGGAGGCUAAUCUUAAGUCUUAGCCAGUUUGGAAGUAGCCAGUGCCUGAUGAGAAUUAAUAGAUACCUGAGGUUUCAGUGUACCAAAUGUGUGUUUGAAUUUAGGGCUGGGAUGAAGUUUUAUUGUUUCAAUAAUUUCUUCAGUGGGAUUAACUUACUUUGAAGGAAUUUAGGAAAAGGUCAAGAUAGCAGCGACCCAGCAUUAUGCUUAACACAUAAUUCCAUUGUCUCUAAAUUCAGUAGGACCCUUGGAUUCGGGUUAAUGUGUGUUGGUCUUUGGGAUCAUAGUUUUGGAUUGUAAUGCAGGAAAAUUAAUUUAUUGUGCUCAAUUACUGUAUCAAAUUGCAGUUAAUGAUGUGAAUCUGUUGGAAAUAUCCCAGUGGUUUAGUGCUCAGGUCUUGCAGUUGGGCUUGAUGCAGUUAUCAACUGAGUACUAUAAGUAUACAAAUUUUCCUGCGUUACAGUGACUUUGUAAUGGUGUACUGUAUUGACUAUAGUGCACCUUAUAAAGGAUGGGAAAGGUGCUAUAUAAAUGUAACUUUCUGUCUUUCAUCUUACUUGGUUGCUGCAAUGUUUGACAUUAUUGACAAGUUAGCACAUUGUAGAUCAGUGUCAAACUCCAUUUAAUCAUCCCCAGAACUGCAGGUGUUCCCUCGUCUUCCCUGUUUUGGGGUGGACAUGUUUUUGCUGUGUGAAUUGAGAAAAAUCAAAUUAAUUAUCCAUACAUCUUUAUACAAUGGAGCUAUUGGAUAAUUACAUUUGUCUGUAAAUGAAAGGCAACAAAUCUAAGGGUCGCAGACUUCUGUUUUUCCUUCCAAAUAAUGUGGCUGACCUGCUAAGUGUUUCCAGUAUUUUCUGUUUUUAUUACUAUUUGCCUUGAGUUCAUCCGAGGGGGUGAAAACUUAUCAAUAUUUUGACUGACCCUUCAGAACCUUUCCUCCCAACUGAUGCAUACUUGUAUGUGCCUAAGCACACGUUCCUUUGCAUGGUAAUAAAAACAUUAAUCAAUACUGUAAGUCCUUGAACUGAAAUCAUUGAUCCUAAUAUCACUAUAACAAUUUUGUGAAAAAUUAGGUCCAAACCAGGGAUACCUAACCUGGACCCCAUUUGAUGGUUUGUGAGGUAUGAUACUUAAAUUUGUUGGUGAAUCUAAUCCAUUUAACUAUGGUAAAGCUUCAGCAAUAUCUCAAUAUGCUACUUCGUCAGUUUUAGAAAGGUUUGUUUCCAGCAGAGAAUAUUCUAAGAGCUGGUUAAGGUAGAAGGGAUACUCAAUGGUCCUGCUGAAGAAAAUUGAAAAAUAGCUUUGGUCCUGGCCAUAGUUAACUAAUCUGAAUUUGCAAGUUGUUGUAAUUAUUUCUAUGUCUUGAAAGUGUACGUUAUUAAGACUGUAGCAAUAAGAUGCCUUUCAUACUGUUACUUGUUCAAGUACUUUAUUAUAUACACAAUGUUUUAACAUUACCGGCAUCAUCUGAACCUUGCAUGACCUAAACUACUUGAUCACCUCCCGCUUUGCAGACCAUAUCGAAAGCUCUGCUGCUUGUCUGCUUGAGCCUCGUGCAAAACUGGCUACCAGAUGCACAGAGAAAAGUAACUUCUAUUGGGUUUACACGCUUGAAGUUCCAAAGGCAUUUGUUGAAAACAAAGUAAGCUAUACGUUCAACAUUUGGUUGCUGAAUUGUAUGUUUGCCCAUUGGCUAAGUGCGUACACAUAAUCCCUAGCACAGCAGUGAUCUGCAUAAAAUAGAAUUGUUUUUGAGUUACCUCCCAUGUACUUCAGGCUUUCUUGGCCAAUGGCAGGUGGGUACUGGAAAUUAUCCAUAAUAAGCACAAGCUGGGGAAUGGAAGACUCCGCUCGAGCUCACUAUCUAAAGACUUGUUAAUUCAUUCAAAAUGUUGAUUAAGGAGCACAGCAAGAUGUAAUUAGUUCAUUAAGCUACUGAUUGUGGCUCGUGCACAAACAAUUUGGGAGAUAUAUCUCCAGAAUCCAUGUAACUGCACGCCAGUAUGCCCAGUCAUAGAAAGGAAAUGAGAAUAGUUUAGUAAAUGAUUUUACUGAGCUUCUGGUAUUCAUUUGACUUACCUGUCAUGUUUAUAUUUACAUUGUGUAGUUACUAUAUUUAAUUCACAUGAGGCUCUUCUUGAACCUCAUAAUAGCUGAAAAUCCCAUACGUUGGACUUCGUAUAUUGACUAGAGUGACCAAGUAGCAAAUAAGUCUGGUUUGGGAUCUUUGUUUUGUCUUCCAAAGGUAUGUGACUAUCAUGUUUACAACAUAUUCCCCUUGCUGCCCAACAAAAGAAAGAUGAUUGAUUCUUGCUGCUUGCAGAAAUGAAAGAAAUAGGAGUUAAUUGGCCUUCAUUAAUUGUGAAAUUGAAUUUAGGAGCUGAGAGAUAAUGUUGCAGCUAUAUAGGAUCCUGGUCGGACCCUGGUCAGACCCCACUUGGAGGACUGUGCUCAGUUCUGGUUGCCUCACUACAGGAAAAAUUGGAAACCAUAGAAAGGGUGCAGAGGAGAUUUACAAGGAUGUUGCCUGGAUUGGGGAGCAUGCCUUAUGAGAACAGGUUGAGUAAACUCGGCCUUUUCUCCUUGGAGCGAUGGAGGAUGAGAGGUGACCUGAUAGAGGUGUAUAAGAUGACGAGAGGCAUUAAUCAUGUGGAUAGACAGAG
Molecule: messenger RNA, 3498 nt
Organism: Hypanus sabinus (Atlantic stingray)
Lineage: Eukaryota; Metazoa; Chordata; Chondrichthyes; Myliobatiformes; Dasyatidae
Gene: dusp3a
Product: dual specificity phosphatase 3a
Exons: 4
Coding region: 304-858 (184 amino acids)
Biological process (GO): protein dephosphorylation; negative regulation of MAPK cascade
Cellular component (GO): cytoplasm
Molecular function (GO): MAP kinase phosphatase activity; protein tyrosine/serine/threonine phosphatase activity
Source: RefSeq, a predicted model, not a curated record